Molecule: messenger RNA, 5429 nt
Organism: Anopheles coluzzii
Lineage: Eukaryota; Metazoa; Arthropoda; Insecta; Diptera; Culicidae
Exons: 11
Coding region: 804-2414 (536 amino acids)
Biological process (GO): regulation of DNA-templated transcription
Molecular function (GO): protein binding
Source: RefSeq, a predicted model, not a curated record
GUACAAGCGUUUACUACCGCCGUAGUGAAGUAGUUCAUAGUAGGGGAACGCAAACCCGCAACGCAGUAGGCAGGCGCACGUUGAAAGUCGACGAAAACCCCCCCAACCGAAAAUCGACGAUCCCCGGUGUGCUGAUGUGUGUGGAACGAUCGCGCGCGCGCGCACGGUUCGAUCGAUCAUCGCUCGGUUUCGUACCGAAAAACCCAAACCAUUCCGCUGCUGUGAACGCGUGAGGUGCGUUCGGUCGUGUGUUUUGCACUGCUUCCUUGUGUCCUGGCGCGUGGCGAGUUUUUUCUGGCGAACGUUCCUGGGUGCACCGAGCUCCCUUUAAUCGAAAGGGUCACAAAGCGGCUUUUACCGGAAGAAAAGCACCGUGUCUAUUUUUGGGUUUCUUUGGUUAUUGUGCGAAGUCUAUCUAUUUUCUUAAAAGUGUUCCUUUAAAAAAAAAUAGUUCAUUCUUAGUGGCCCUACGGCUUGUGUGUUCAUACUAGUGGCAAUGAAAAGCGCUGUGCGCUAAGUGUUUAAAAAGAAAGCAAAAAAAGUGCGUAGAGUACAUCUUGAAAUCUUUUUGUACGACAAAAGAUCUCAAAGUUUCGUUGUUCUCUUAGGAAGUGUGCAUCUCGCUCGGUAGUUUGUAGUGAUUUGGUGCUCCACAGUUUGAUACGCGAUAGCGCUUUGCAGUGUGCGAGCGUCGGAGUAGCAGAAUAGCGUCGGGAGGCUCGAAAGUCGCAAGCGCCGCUUAUCGAGAGCGUCAUAUCGUUCUGCUGUGUUAGGCGGGCAAAGUAACACUCUACGCGAUCAAGAUGGUGAUGUCGCUGUACCGGACUAUUAAGGGCCACACGGGCACGUACAAGCGUAGGAAGAACCGCGAACUGGAGCGAAGCUUGGGAUCCCUAGAGGCCACACUGCCGCGUGAAAUGGUGUCACGACGCAAAAUACUGUCCCGCUCGCGGGACGACCUCAACCUGGACCAGUCCUACAUCACACAGGAGGAGGAGGAGGACGUUUGGUAUCAGAAGGAGAAGCUCUACAAGGAACAUAUUCAGGAAGUGCUGGACAAAUGGACACAGAUCGACGACGAGAUCUGGGCCAAAGUGAUCGUCUUCGAGCGAAACCGGCGUGUGGCCAAAGCGUACGCCCGUGCACCGGUUCUGACGAUUAACGGCUCCGAUGAUGGAUUCGAUGGCAUGAGGAUUGGCCUUUGCGGAUUUGACAACCCGAUGCGCGAUCACAAAACCGAAGAAGUCAAGCGACAUGUCGGACAGGGCGUCAAGAUCAAGAUGGACGACGCGGGCAACAUUCUCAUCAGACGCUACUCAAAGAGCAACGUGUACGUGAAGAGCACGGCCAACCAGCCGAACGAGGAGACGGCCAUCGGGGCGGACAUUCUGAAGCUGCCCGGCCAAGCUAUCGAGAGUGAAAAGAUUGUAAAGCUGUUCGACAUGAAGAAGUUCCAGUCGAACGUGAACCGUGAGCUGCGCCGUGCCUAUCCGGAUCGCAGACGGCUCGAGACGCAGUGCCUGUCGGCGAUCGCGUUCGUCAAGUCGGAGAACGACAUCCUCGAUUGCCCGAUGUGGGUACUGAUCAUCAAUGUGGUUGCAAUGGAUAUGCUGAAGAGUAAACUACCUCCCGCCUUUUUCCUUCCUCCCGCCCGACUACCCACCUCGAUCUACGGUGCAGUCCAACGUCCGGUUGACAUUAAGAACCGUCCAAGAAUUCCGAUCCCGGACGAAGAUCCGUACAGUGUGGCCGGCAACGGUGGCGGCAGCUCCGGUAGCUCCGGUUUCGGGGCCAGCGGGUCCGGCCUGGUUGCGGCGAGCCGGGAGCAUCUGAUGCAGCCGGCGCAACCGAUGGGCGGCCAGCGGCGCAGCGAGAAACCGCCGAAACUACCUCCACGUGACAAUCUGUACGCAACGCAUGAAAUUGGCAAGCCGGAUUAUGAUGACAUCGAGGAUGAGAAUCGCGUCAAGCUUCCGCGAGGCAAAUCAGACAAGGGCAAAGACAACAAGAAGUAUGAUGAUCCGUACUACUGCGGACUGCGGGCUCGAGUGCCAAACUUUGUCAAAUCGUCGUCCAAAUCGUCGAAGGAGAACAACAACAACGGACCGAAUGCGGCCGUCGGUGUCGGUGGCAGCAAGGAAACGGUCGCCUCGAAGCGGCUGUCGAUCGCACAUAUGCAGCAUCCGGCCUCGCUGCAGUCACUGCACCAGCUGCACCAGAUGCAUCCCCAUCACAACCUGAUGGCCGCCCACCAGCACCAUCAGCAGCUGAUGUGGCACGCCCGAAGCUACGAGAGUGGAAUCGAUACGGACGUGGUCGAGUCACCCUAUAGUCACAUGUACGGCCGUGUACCGCUGCCAACACGCGGCUACAUACCGGCACCGAGGGCCAUGUACAUCGGCGAAUGGGACUAAAAGUGUGAGAGAGAGAGCGGUCGUGGCCGGGGCCAAAGCCAAUCCGUACCCGCCCCCCAUACUCUCUUUUAUAGUACAGGCUUAAGGAAAUUUGCAGCAGGGAGAUCCGGAGUGCGAGUUUGUUGAGGAGAUAGGCCCCAACCGGAGCAACAACGCGACAACCCCCGACACUCGUGUUCUAAUCUCUCUCUCUCUCGUACCCAUCGCAUUACUUCGCAAAAGGGACAGCACACAAUCAACAACCGAACAAGCGACAGACAGCGGAGAGAAAGCGGAGAGAAGCACUGAACAGCGUGCUGGUUUGGGUGUGGCUGUGGCAAACCCCACAUUCGGAGUACUGCCUGGUUUCACUUCUUUUAACUAAUAUUCUAGAUUAUUAUUAAUAUUAUUAUGAGUAUUUAGUAAUCCGUUUUGGGGACGAACGGGGCUCAUAGGGUGAACGGUACGGUCGGGUGCACAACACCACCUUCCCAACCCUUCCCGCAUGUCUCGCUACGGUGUCUAGCAAUUAGGCAAAUUUGUACAUAAUGCAUCGCGUAACCCUCUUCCCCGAUUUGAUUGAACCUCCUCUCCAGCCCAGCGCAGAGCGAACGCUACGAAAGCAAUACUGAUGGAAUAUGCGAAAUCUGCACUGGGGAAGUGAUGUUGUACCGAGAUUCGCUUCUACUGCUGCUCCACAACCACAAGCCGACGGGAAUAAGCUCUAUUUCGAUGCUCUUUCUUAAUUCCCACCCCACUGUAAUCUGAAAUCCUGUGUGAAUCGGUGGAAAAUUAACGUAAAAGUUAUGAAAGAGGAGAACUGAGUGCGAUCGAACAGGACGGACACCUGUGCUGAUCAUUACUAUUACUGCCGAGUAAAAGCUACUAAAUGCUGCCAAAUGAAUCUGACAGCUGUCAUCAUCAUUUCCACACUAAGAGAGACUAUCCCUAUCGACUGAUCGUUCAGUUGUUGCUCACAUUGACUGAUCACUCUACUAGAAUACAUUCACCUCAGAACUAAGGAUCGCCCGGUUCUUACCAAACACUGCCAGCAAUAGUAUCUCAACCGAAUCGCAUCUCAACCCCUACACCAAGCUCAUAGUUUAUACUGACUCUCGUACUGUCCACACCAAGGGGGGGAAUGAAAGAGGCAUGGAAAUAAACGGCCGACAAUCGCGAUCGCGUGUUAUAGGCUUGUCGGCACUCUAGGAAUAGUUUUCAGUCAUAGCAGGUACUCCUUGUCUUAAGCGUACGUACGUACUACUACUGUUGUCUUCUAAAUCUUCCUGUAAAUAUGAGACAUUUGAAAAAGGGAAAAUUAAACGAUUAUUCUUGACUUGAUGUGUCGAGCACAUCUAUUCGUACGGAGGUAAAACAUUUAGGCCCCCUCUUUAGGUAUUUUCGCUCCCACAAGCGCUAGUGUGUAAUUCAAGCUACUUUCGGUGUAUAAGUUUUAACGUUUCCAAACACAGAUACAGUCCACGGCACUGUCACAGUCCCACAAGCUGGCAUGCUGGUUCUUUGAGCCACUGAUUGGCCACUCAUUUUAAACUUUCUUCCUCCCCAACCCCCCACCCCUUCCCGCUUUGCUAUCAUCUACUGAAUGCGCGCUGAAAGUGAAUCCACUACGCCGCAAGUCAAACACGUAUGCGCAAUAAUUAUAGAAAUAAGUAAGUGGCAAGUAAGUCUCCAUUCGACAUUGCAAGCGGAUGGAUAUGCGGCAAGAUUGUAAGAGAAGUUCGUUUAAUUUGAUGUACACUAACUCACGCACGCCAACAAAUGAUGAUAUAAUACUCAAAUACGCGACCGCGCUCUUUUAACGUACGAUUCUGACCCAUAUAGUGGCCCCCAAACCGCCCCCUGGCGGUGAGAAACGGGAAAGUAGUAGGAGGAAGUUGUUUAAAAUGUUUCCACGUCGUGACGACGUGCCCGACGGCAGCUCGUCUUUAUCAACGGGCAGCUAGUUGCAAGCUAGUGAGCCUAGAGAGCAUCAUAUAGGAAGCACCACUGCAAUGGCUAUAAACAACGGCAAUCCAGCACUUAUUGUACAUUGUCUACUAGUGGAAACGUACACGGGCGAGCGAUAAACUUAGAGAUGAAUCCUUAAACCGGAGUGGAAGGAGACACCGCAGCACGCGUCCGAAGGGCGGUACGGUAUCACCUUCCGCUCGACAACCUAACCUUUACUUAUAGGAAGUGAUUAGCGUAAUAUUGAUAGAUUGAUACUAUAUGCAGCAGCAGUAAAGUGGUGACCCACGAGAGCGAAGCGAAUGAGAGAAUGAUCGUCCUCGUGCACUUUGAAGCAAAACAUUAAACACGAUCACACCGCACCGAAGUGUGGCAUUGAAAGGGCUUGAUCCCCGUCCCCGUUGGGCUAAGAGGAACCUAAUAUAGAACGUAGCAAGGUGUAUUCAUACGCGCAUAUCUUUACCGCUCUCGUACUGGAACUGGAAGAGAAGUCUAAUCCUGUUUUUUUUAAUCCGAUAAGCGAAUACACGUUAGAAAUGAACACAUACACACGCAAAAAAUACACCUGGUGAAAGGGCUCGGUUAAGCAAAAAAAAAAACACGUUCGAUAGAAGCGACAACAAAGGAAGGUAGCGCCCCAUUCCCCAGCACACUCUCGAAGGCAAUCGGGGCCCACUAAGAGGACUACUUAUGGGGAACGCGCGUUGCUAGUAGUAGUAGCAGCAGUAGAUGUAACAACGAUGAUUGUAUUCGAAGAUAUUUUAAAAACCCAAACCCCAUAAUUGUCAACAUGGGACAAGCGAAAUAGUGGACCGGAAGCCGCGACUCCGAUGCUUAGACAGCUCACUGCUUAUUAGCACGCUACGUGUAGUAAUCUUUAGGGCAGCAUCCGAGGGGUUUGAUCGAGCUAUACGAGCACGCGAAAGGAAAGCCGUUUUGGGAAAGGAGGUCCAUAAGCAUGAGCUAAGCAAAUAUUAGUUAUUUUUCCUAUUCCAUCUUUUGCUCCUUCUCUUGUCCUGUCUAAAUAUUCUGGAUUUUUGAAAUAAAAUACUAUUCUUAUAAUCGAUA